Messenger RNA from Artibeus jamaicensis (Jamaican fruit-eating bat), 5189 nucleotides. It is a transcript of the gene GRHL2, whose product is annotated as grainyhead like transcription factor 2. Lineage: Eukaryota; Metazoa; Chordata; Mammalia; Chiroptera; Phyllostomidae. The transcript is spliced from 16 exons. Gene Ontology annotation, biological process: neural tube development; brain development; regulation of transcription by RNA polymerase II. The record is from RefSeq and is a predicted model, not a curated record. Bases 410 to 2287 code for a protein of 625 amino acids. Gene Ontology annotation, molecular function: DNA-binding transcription activator activity, RNA polymerase II-specific; RNA polymerase II cis-regulatory region sequence-specific DNA binding. Gene Ontology annotation, cellular component: nucleus.
GAGGGAGCCCCACAGCCAAUCACCGCGCAGCUCGUCCCUCGGGCUUGUACCCUUUAGUGAAAGAAUUCAGCUCCUUGCGAGAAAGUUACCUGUGGCCGACCAAGUCCGCCACUUUCUGCUCUGUGACUGCCCACUGCCACGAUCCGGGAGGACGCCGCGCCGCCCGGCCGCCUCCGAGCUCGGGCCCCAUGUGAGGGGCCCUUCCUUAUCCCACCUUUCCGGCUAGGUGAGGGCGCGAGCGGGCGAGCGAGCGAGAGUGGUGAGGGGGGACGGAAAAGCAGAAUUACCUGUAGCUCUUGUUCUGCCAUCUCGGGCGCUCUCACACACCUUCACCUGCACAGACUUGAAAGUCCAGUUUCACCAGAGGCUGAGGCUCCAGGAAAAGGGGAGCGAGUUCAUUGGAUCAAACAUGUCACAAGAGUCGGACAAUAAUAAACGACUGGUGGCCUUAGUGCCCAUGCCCACGGACCCUCCGUUCAACACCCGAAGAGCCUACACUAGUGAGGAUGAAGCCUGGAAGUCAUAUUUGGAGAAUCCGCUGACUGCGGCCACCAAGGCGAUGAUGAGCAUCAAUGGUGACGAGGACAGUGCCGCCGCCCUUGGCCUGCUGUACGACUAUUACAAGGUUCCUCGAGACAAGAGGCUGCUGCCUAUAAGCAAAUCAAGUGACAGCCAAGAAGAUCAGGACAAAAGAAACUGUCUUGGCGCCAGCGAAGCCCAGAGCAAUCUGAGUGGAGGAGAAAACCGAGUGCAGGUCCUAAAGACUGUUCCAGUGAACCUUUCCCUAAAUCCAGACCACCUGGAGAAUUCCAAACGGGAGCCGUAUAGCUCGGCCGUCUCCGAGGGCCCCACCAUCAUCCCCGUGUCAGGAAUCACGGUGGUGAAAGCUGAAGAUUUCACGCCGGUGUUCAUGGCCCCACCCGUGCACUAUCCCCGGGGAGAUGGCGAGGAGCAGCGGGUGGUUAUCUUUGAGCAAACUCAGUACGGCGUGCCCUCCAUGGCCAGCCACAGCACCUACCUCAAGGAUGACCAGCGCAGCACCCCGGACAGCACUUACAGCGAGAGCUUCAAGGACGGGACCACCGAGAAAUUUCGGAGUGCUUCAGUCGGGGCUGAGGAAUACAUGUAUGACCAGGCAUCAAGCGGCACAUUUCAGUACACCCUGGAAGCCACCAAAUCACUCCGUCAGAAGCAGGGGGAGGGCCCCAUGACCUACCUCAACAAGGGACAGUUUUAUGCCGUAACGCUCAGUGAGACGGGAGACAACAAAUGCUUCCGACACCCAAUCAGCAAAGUCAGGAGUGUGGUGAUGGUGGUCUUCAGUGAAGACAAGAACCGAGAUGAGCAGCUGAAAUACUGGAAGUACUGGCACUCUCGGCAGCACACGGCGAAGCAGCGGGUCCUCGACAUCGCGGAUUACAAGGAGAGCUUUAAUACAAUUGGAAACAUCGAAGAGAUCGCUUAUAAUGCUGUUUCCUUCACCUGGGAUGUGAACGAGGAGGCGAAGAUUUUCAUCACUGUGAACUGCCUGAGCACAGAUUUCUCCUCCCAAAAAGGCGUGAAAGGACUUCCUUUGAUGAUUCAGAUUGAUACAUACAGUUAUAAUAAUCGUAGUAAUAAACCCAUUCAUAGAGCUUAUUGCCAGAUCAAGGUCUUCUGCGACAAAGGAGCAGAAAGAAAGAUCCGAGAUGAAGAGAGGAAGCAGAACAGGAAGAAGGGGAAAGGCCAGGCCUCCCAAGCCCAGUGCAACAACUCCUCUGAAGGGAAGCUGGCAGCGAUGCCUUUACAAAAGAAGAGUGACAUCACCUACUUCAAGACAAUGCCUGAUCUGCACUCGCAGCCGGUCCUCUUCAUACCCGAUGUGCACUUCGCAAACCUGCAGAGGACAGGACAGGUGUACUACAACGCGGAUGACGAGCGAGAAGGCAGCAGUGUCCUGGUUAAACGGAUGUUCAGGCCCUUGGAAGAGGAGUUUGGCCCAACACCUUCCAAGCAGGUGAAAGAAGAAGGGAUGAAGCGAGUGCUUUUGUACGUGAGGAAGGAGACCGACGACGUGUUCGACGCCCUGAUGUUGAAAUCGCCCACGGUGAAGGGCCUGAUGGAGGCGAUAUCUGAGAAAUACGGGCUGCCUGUGGAGAAGAUAGCAAAGCUCUACAAGAAAAGCAAAAAAGGCAUCUUGGUGAACAUGGAUGACAACAUCAUUGAGCACUACUCAAACGAGGACACCUUCAUCCUCAACAUGGAGAGCAUGGUGGAAGGCUUCAAGAUCACCCUCAUGGAAAUCUGAGCUCCGGUCUCGGUGCGCCCGCGGCAGGAGCCCUCGGCACACUCCUCCCUGGGAGAGCAGGCCCGGCCCGCAACCCGCAGACCCGCCUCGCCCACCUCAGAACUGCUGUUACACGACUGUGCUGCAGAGCAGGAUGAGGCUCGGAGCCCUGCUGCUCGUCCAUGUGUCCGGCCCGUCCACCAGCUCCUGCCGUGGAGCUGAGGCCCCAGCCCCUCGGGAAGGGGCCUUGCACCUGUCAGACCCUUAUUUAUUGUCCACUAGUUUUGGGAGCACAGGGCCUGGCCUGGACUCAGCAGGCCACUGCGGCUCCAGAGGACGUCCUCCAGAGCCUGCAAGGGCAACUCCGCCAAUCCAUUCAUCUCGAAGCACCUGAGAAGGCCUCGUCCCCUCUGUGUUACCUCUCCACUUCUCCCGAGUGGCUGGACAAAAUGAGCCGCUUCUGGGUGCAGUAGUCAGAGGCUGGGUAAGAGGUGGACACCCCCCUACUGGUCAACCCUUCAGGUUGAUCUGGGACGGUCAUCUUGCUAGAUACCUUCAGGGGUUCCCAGCAAGUGGCCAUCAGGCCUUGUACGGGAAGACAUUCAGCUACCAUAUAAUUAGCAGGUGACACAGAAGACAUGCCUGGAUAUCAUGUACAUAGUGUUUAUAAUAUUGCAAUAAUAUAUUUUACCUGUGGUACGCGGGCACGUUUGCACCGCUGGCCUAGAGGAGGCACGUGCCUGGAGAUUCUGCUUUCUGUAAGAGGUUUCUGCCUCUUUGCUGUUCAAGAGACACGCUGGGCUAGGGAACGGCCUUCAGGGCGUGAGUGACUAUGGUGGGUGCCAAGACAGAUGCCCUGGUGGGCAUGGCCGGGACUCGGUCCUGUCGGCAGAGGGAGCCUGUUUUCUCUGCACAGGCACGGCCAGCUUUGGAGCCCACCGCCUUUGCCCCAUGGUGAUGUGCUUUGCAUGUCUCCCUCUGAGCCGUCUCCUGGGAAGGGUCUGACGUCUGAGGCCCUGGCCCCUCCAGCUUUGCUGUUGGCACUGCCUAAGCCUUCUGGAGGGGCUGUGGUGGGGUUGCCGCUGGGGCCCAAGGCAGAGCUCCAAGGCGAUCACAGGAACCCCGGCCUUUGUGCAGGGCCUCAUGGUUUACAAGCACGUCCUUCAUCUCAAGUGGCCCCUUAAGCCCAACUGCAGUUCCAAGAGUGGUGCCAACAGCUCAGUUCUGAGUGGGUGGCCUCCCGGGUCUCGGUGCCGGAGAGGAAGGGACUGCUGGCUUCUGCUCCAGGCUGCUGGAUUUAGAGGGAGGGAGGGACAGUGCCCCAAGAGCCCUGGUCUUCUGAAACCAGCCUCCAGAGGAGAACUCCACCUCCUGCUACAGGCCCUGAGAGGUGAAGAAGAGGAAACACACUUCCCUGAAGAACCACAAAACCAUGAUCCUUCUUGGGCUGCUGUCCUCUUUGAGGGGGCAGGUAGGUAGUCCAUGGGUUUGCAUUCACCCUUGUGGGUGGAAGCACCUGCUUUUUGGUAGUGAGAUGCACCCCCCACCCAAGGUCUUGGAUCUAGAACAGGCUCUAUGUCGGCCCAGAUUUGUCUGUAAAGCACUUUGACGCCUUCCCCGGGGCUCUCUCUCCAAGGGCUCCCUGCCCUCCCAGCCCUGCUGGACUCUGAGGCUGCAGAGGGUUUGGAUGGGAUGCAGGACCGGUGUCAUGCCUAGGAAGAACUCGGGAGGUGGUAAGGGAGCACCUUUCUGCGUGUCUUCUGGACAGCUUACCCCUCCCUGUGGUGCCAAAGGUUUGCAUCCUGGAUUCAGCUCUGCUCCUGUCUGUCCCUUCCUCCUGCACUGGGUGACUGCCAUGCCCUGGACUAGCAGCUUGGACCCUCCUGGGCACCGAUGGGGCUCUGUUCUAAGAUGGACACAUUCAGUGUGGAAAUACCGGACACACUAUGCACUUCCUGUGCUCCUGGCCUUAGGGGUGGUUUCCAACGUCACUGGCAGACGGAGUGGCAAAUGCUAUUGGACGGGCAUGGGACUUCCGGUGAGGGAAAGAUAGAGUACUCUGGCAAUCCGACACAGGUUACCUGCCCUUCUCUCUAGACGCUGUGGGGAAAACUGCUUGCCGGUCCUGCCCUAGGCAGCAGGUGAAUCGGAAAUGCUUUUGCAUUUUUUCCCAGGUCCCUGAGUGGUGGCGGCCGCUGGCAGAACAAAGAAUAUGAGGUCAGUGCCACCAAAGGGUGGUUCAGAGUGUCGGCUCCCAGGUGAUCUGUCCUCCAUGUUUCCCACGGCCCCUCGGUAUUCUUGGAGCGCCCGUGGCUUAGCUACGAUGUGUUCUUCACUAUGAAAGUUAGCAGGGCUCUGAUGAGGGAAACGUCCUGAGCAAAAACACUCCAGAAAGAAAGGAAAAUUUGCCUCCUCUUCUUUUGUUGCCCCUUAAUUUAAUCACAUUCAAAUAAAUAAGCUUUAAAAAAUCCAUGUAAAAUGAGGAACAUGUGAAACAAGGGUUUUUUAAAAAAAUAUGCUCAAAUUGCUCAGACUUUACGGGUCUUUGGAAAUUGAGACCAACAGAAAAAUGCAAUCAGAUGUCAUCUUGAAUUGGAUCCUGAGAGGCGAAGGCACGUCCCAUGCCACAAACUUAGGAAGCGUGAAAUGAAUCAAACAUUUAUUUUUCCUUCUUAUUUAAAAUCAUGAAAUGCAACAAAAACAGAGGGUUUGUGCCAAAUUCUAUGAACAGCCCUUUCUUAAAGGCAAGCAAGGGAGAUUGAUAGAUGGACAAUUUGCUCUUGUGUUAAAAAAAAAAAAAGGCAAAUGUAACUUAAUAGUUUUGUAAAUGGGAGAGGGGGAAUCUAUAAACUACAAAUACAGUUAUUUUAUUUUUUGUACAUUUUUAAGAAGAAAAAAUAAAUAUUCAUAAAGUAAGAGUAAA